Molecule: messenger RNA, 2888 nt
Organism: Linum trigynum
Lineage: Eukaryota; Viridiplantae; Streptophyta; Magnoliopsida; Malpighiales; Linaceae
Source: the annotation of a GenBank genome assembly
GACCACUCUUGAUCGUGUGGAGUCGGACCAUAAUCCGAUCCGUCUACAGUGGGGUUCAAUUGAACGGUUCAGCCAUCCCUGGCGGUUUGAAAACAUGUGGUUGCAAGAAGAAUCUUUUUUGCAGAACUUGGUGGGGUGGUGGAGCAUCCCAGUCAAUGGGACUAGCUAUUUGUUCAGAUUCGGACAAAAAAGCAGGCAAACCAAACUAAUGAUCAAGCAAUGGAACCGAGACCAUUUUGGGAAAGUUGAGAGGCGUAUCGCGGAUAUUCUGUUGAGGAUUAAAAUUAUUGAUGAUGCUGAAGAAUCUGAACAGCUUAAUCCGUUGUUAUUGUCUGAAAGAGCUAUUCUCAAAUGCGAGCUUGAGAAGGUCUUAAUCAUGGAAGAGAUCUUCUGGAGACAACGUUCGAGAGAAAUAUGGCUAAAGGUGGGAGAUAAGAAUACUGGAUUCUUCAAUAUAAUUGCUAAAGUAAAUAAGAGGAAAAGCAGAAUUAAGAGGUUGGUGAUUGAGGGCAGGGUAUCGGAUGAUGUGAAUGAGAUCAAAAUCGCUUUCCAUAACCACUUCUCUGCCAAGUUUGUAGAAGGGGAAGAGGAUAGACCUUUUCCAGCCAGGUACAGGGACUGUUUGCUCACUCCUGUGGAUAAUGAAGACUUGGUGAAACCAUUUUCGGAGUUGGAAGUCUGGCAAGCAAUUAGGCAGAGUAACGGGAGUAAAGCUUCGGGGCCGGAUGGUUACUCGUUUGAGUUCUACAAGAAAGCUUGGGAUAUCAUUAAAUGCGAUUUACUGAAGGCAUUCGAUGAUUUUUUCCUGGCUGGCACCCUUCCGCAAUCGACAGCUCAUGCCUUCAUUUGUUUAUUGCCCAAAAGGGAUCCCUUCGAGACGGUAUCUGAUUUCCGCCCGAUUAGCCUACUUGGAAGUCUAAAUAAGGUCAUUACAAAGGUUUUAUUCAACCGCCUUCUGCCUCAUAUGAACACACUAAUUUCUGACUACCAGUUCACAGGAAAAAGAGGCAGAGUGAUCCAUGAAUCUUGUUUGAUUGCCAACGAAGUGAUUGAUAGCCGUAGAAGAAGUGGAAAACCGGGGGCUGUUAUCAAACUAGACAUCGAAAAGGCCUUCGAUUCUAUCAGCUGGAAGAGCAUAUUGAAAUCAUUAACUCAUUUGGGUUUGCACUCGAGGUUCCGGAAAUGGCUGGAAGGACUACUGUCAUCCUCAAGGCUCUCAAUCCUUGUCAAUGGUGAAUCUACCGGUUUCUUUGGAAUGACUCGUGGUGUCAAACAAGGGGACCCUCUCUCGCCCUUCUUAUUUAACAUCGGCAUGGACAUAUUAUCUUUUAUUCUCUGUGAAAUAAGGAAAGAAGGGCUCAUCACGGGUUUCUAUAUCAAUGAAGAGAGUCGUAUUGGAGAGGUUACACAUCUACUAUAUGCAGAUGAUGCUAUAUUAUUCUGUGAAGCAAAUGAAGCCGAGGUCCGCAACUUACUGGCUGCCCUGAUAUGUUUCCAAGCAAUAACUGGCCUACAAAUAAAUCUUGAGAAGUCGAGAAUUUUCCCGGUGGGGGAGGUUGCUAAUAUUGAAAGAUUGGUCGAAAUCUUCUGCUGUGAUUGGGCUUUCUUGCCAACUACUUAUCUUGGGCUGCCUCUCGGGUGUCAAUCUCCACCCACUGCACACUGGAACAACAUUGUGGCUAAAACUCAGUCAAGACUAGAGGGAUGGAAAGGGAAAUUUCUAUCGCCGGGAGGGAGAAUUGUACUUAUCAACGCAGUGCUUGCAAGCCAGAGUAACUACAUAAGCUCGUUGUUCCUAAUCCCCAAGAACAUCAUCAACUCUUUGGAGAAAAUUGAAAGGGAUUUCCUUUGGUCUGGUACACGAGAAAGGGAGAAGCUACAUCUUGUGUCCUGGGAACUUUGUAAAACGGCCAAGAACAGGGGAGGUUUGGGUAUUCGUGAUUUGGAGAUAAAUAACCGAGCUCUCCUACUCAAAUGGCACUGGAGAUUUGCGACUGAAAGAGGAUCUUGGUGGAGGGAGAUGAUUGUUGCCAAAUUCCCUAAUCAACAGUCUGAAUGGUUCUCGGGCAGGUCAUCGGGCAGCCUUGGAGGCAGUCUAUGGGCCAGGAUUGUCAAGCUGCAGCCUGAUUUCUGGAAACUUACUCGAAUAGAGCAUAGUCAAGGGUUUUGGACUUCGUUCUAGUUUGAUACCUGGAUCGAGGGCAUCCGACUGGCUGAAGAAUUCCCGAGAGUUGUAGCUGCUGCCGAAUCCCCGAACUCCACCGUUGCGGAAUACCUUUCCUUUUCUGAGAGAAACUGUCAAUGGGAUAUUCCAUUGACUCAUUCACUUCGGGGUGGGGCUGAAAGAGAGAGGGUGAGGUUAUUUGAAACACUUAACUCUAUUCCAUAUCAAAACUUUUUUGCAGGACCUGAAAGACCAAGGUUGCUCCCGUCCCCUACAGCUGGUUUUAGCGUUCAUUCGGCAUAUGAUCACUUAGCUGCGGAAAGAUAUCUGGGAAUCUCGGAGUUUCCUUCAAAGGUGAUUUGGCUUAGCAUCAUACUGAGUAAGAUUUGCAUCUUCCUAUGGCUGGUCUUCCACAAGCGAAUCCUCACCAUUGACAACUUGAAGAAGAAAGGCUUUUACAUCCCGAAUCGGUGUGUCCUUUGCAAGAAGGAAGAAGAGUCCCCGAAUCACAUCUUCAUCACUUGCACUUUCUCAAAUCAGGUUUGGGGCAGGCUAAAAUGCUUUGUUAAAUUGGAAGGAAGUGCUGUAGUGAGUCUGGAUAUUUCAGAAAGAAUCAGACUUUGGUCGCGUUCGAAUCCGAUAAAUCCAGCUCAGUGGUGUUCAAGAGUAGUCCUACAUGCUUUCUGCUGGUGUGUUUGGCUGGAAAGAAACAAUAGGAUAUUCA